Molecule: messenger RNA, 1332 nt
Organism: Camelina sativa (false flax)
Lineage: Eukaryota; Viridiplantae; Streptophyta; Magnoliopsida; Brassicales; Brassicaceae
Product: putative FBD-associated F-box protein At1g32375
Molecular function (GO): protein binding
Source: RefSeq, a predicted model, not a curated record
AUGGCUCAUAUGGAUAGGAUAAGUCAUUUGCCUGAGGAGCUUCUUUUGAGAAUAUCGUCGCUACUGCCUUCAAAAAAUGUCGUAGUCACAAUGGUUUUGUCAAAACGAUGGAAGUUUCUUUGGAUGUUGGUGCCAAGACUUGAAUAUGAACAUGUUAUUUAUCGAGGUACUGAAGACAAGAGUUUCUCUCGGUUUGUUUACAGUUUUUUGUUGUUACACGAGGCUCCAGUUCUAGAAAGUUUGCGUUUGCGUUUCAAUCAUAGUUGGAAGUCAAGUGCUAUAGAUAUUGGAGUAUGGGUUAGAACUGCUGUUAAACGCUUUGUCCGUGAGUUGGAUAUCGAGAUUCAUAGUAAUGCCAUGAAAUAUCCGGUCAUACUCCCAUGGAGCUUGUAUAGCGGGGGAUGUAGAAUGCUUGUGACAUUGAAACUAAACGACACGACUCUUGUGCAUGAUUCUUCCUUGCCAGCUUCUACUUUCCCAUCUCUAAAAAAAUUGAGCCUUGUAAACAUGAAGUACCCGAGUGAAGAAUUUGUUAACAAGUUGCUAUCCAACUGUCCUGUUCUUGAGGACUUGGUUGUGGAACAAUGUCCUGGUGACAAUCUGGCGUCCGUUCUAACUGUCAAAAUACCUUCUCUGAAGAGAUUAUGCUUUCGGUGUAAGCAGCUUAUUACUGACCUCAACCACGAGAUAGAUGAAGAAGACAAGGAUUGUGGAAUUGUGAUAGAUGCUCCUUUGUUAGAGAGCUUUAGCAUUUUUGAUGAUACUGGUGGACUUAGCAUUUAUGUUAAUUCUGACUGUUGCAUCAUGAAUAAUAUGCCUAAGAUUGUGUAUGCCAAUCUCAACAUUAGUUAUCGUAUUCGGAACAUUAUGGGUUCUAUUACUUCGGUCAAGCGUCUCUAUUUACGUUUAUCAACCGCAGAGAAUGCUUAUCCUGUCGGUAGUGUCUACCACCGUCUUGUACAUCUAACGCUGUGCAUAUGUACGACAGACUGGUUGAAACCACUUAUGUGUCUGCUCAGAGAUUCUCCUAAAUUACAAGUUCUCAAAAUUGAACAGUGCGGGGGCUUUCAAAGUCCACACUUCUGCUGGAAUGAACCAAACUCAUCAGUUCCUGAAUGUGUGUCAUCUAGUCUUGAGACUCAGGAAUGGGUUCAAUAUGAAGGAUCAGAAGAAGAGAAACAAGUAGUAGCAUUUAUUUUAAGAAAUGCAAGCUGUUUAAAGAAAGCAACUAUCUCAUCUAGAUCUAGGGAUCCUGUUGAGAAACUUGAGAUGCUAAGGGAGUUGUCAUUUUUGUCAAGGUGUUCAAGUACAUGUCAUCUUACAUUCGACUGA